This is a messenger RNA of Penicillium manginii, 1485 nucleotides long. Its product is annotated as Zn(II)2Cys6 transcription factor. Lineage: Eukaryota; Fungi; Ascomycota; Eurotiomycetes; Eurotiales; Aspergillaceae. Gene Ontology annotation, molecular function: DNA-binding transcription factor activity, RNA polymerase II-specific; zinc ion binding. Gene Ontology annotation, biological process: regulation of DNA-templated transcription. The record is from RefSeq and is a predicted model, not a curated record. The transcript has 4 exons. The coding region runs from base 1 to 1485 and encodes 494 amino acids.
AUGCCGAAUAAUCGCGGGCCGAGUAAAGGAUGCCGACGCUGCAGGGAAUUAAAAGUCAAGUGUGACGAGGCCAAGCCAGCAUGUCAGAGAUGUCAAAAAGGUUCUCGCGAAUGCAUAUAUCAAGCCGAUUUCGAUCGUCUGCACCGCGACCAAAAUUCAAAGGCACAGUCCAUCGCGACGAAGAAAUGGCGACAGCGAGCCGACUUUAGAAUCGAAGUACCAACCCAGGAAUACCCAACCGACUCACUGGCCCAGCUAGCGUAUAAUCGCUUCUGUUAUGAUUUCAUGAAAUUCCCAGGGGUGAUUGGCAAACUUCCCAAGAUCCUCGAAACUGCAGCCGCAGACUCGUGCAUUUUCACGGUCGUUAAAGCCCUUGCCCAUGCUAACUACCACGGUCGCUAUGAGUGUCAAGAGGCAAAUGAAGAAAGCAGAUUGCUCUACGGCGAGGCAUUGCAACAACUAGCAAUGCUAAUGUCAGACCCCGAUGAGAUGCAACGUGACGAGGCUUUGAUGGUGAUAUUUCUUUUCAGCUUAUAUGAGAUGUUUACAUCGUCUAAACGCGAUGGCUCGUGGAUAACGCACAUGCAAGGCACGCAAUCUGUUAUUGCACAUAGGGACAAUACCAGUCUGAAGGACGCCUCUAGCUAUCUUUCAGUCCUAUGCUCUCAUCUGGUCGUUUAUUACUUAACAGAACGAAAAUGUCCACCACCGCACCUCGACCGUUGGAUUCAACAAAUUCCAUUUGAAUACGAUUCCAAAAAACGCCUGAUAAUUUUGAUGUCAGACGCCGCAAAAGUUUGUUAUAUGCUUGAGGCAUGUAGUAGCUUCGAAUGUUCUACCAAUCAAACAGUCCUGGAUAUCCUCAACGAGACCCUCGAACUCGACCUAAGACUAGAAGGAUGGACAGCAGAUCUGCCCCCAGAAUGGUCCAAUGUGGCACUAAAUCUCGUCUCACACAAAAACCGUCCGAAAUGGUCGAAAAAUCUACUCUCAGGCCCCGGCGCCCCCGAGAAAAUGUACACAUACCCGAACCGCAUCGCAGCUAGCAAAUGGAUGAUGUGCCGGGCAAGUCGCAUUCGUCUGAAUCUCACUCUCCUUGAAUUCUUGCUCCAACGACCUUAUCUGAAGCCGGAAUAUUCAGGAUUGGAAGCCCGCACUAUUGACCUGCUUAUAUCUUUAGCCACUGAGAUUUCCUAUUCGCUGCCAUACUUCCUGGCUCUGUCUCCUGAUGGCUCCUCUGAUUUUGCUUCGGCGACUGAUAUUCCCACCCUUUGGGGUUACAUGACUCUCUGGCCUGCAUAUACCAGCUCUUUAUGUCUACAUCAUAGAUUGGUCAGGAAAAUGGAUUCUAUGUCAAGGGGGACAUGGUUUCGAAAGAUGAUCGGUUUCUUACGCGAAUCUAUAGGCAUAGCGAAGGCCCAGAUCUUACUCAACGAGACGCUGACCCAGGAGAUGGAUUCAUACCCUUUUGUUGAAUUAAUAUAA